Messenger RNA from Punica granatum (pomegranate), 1431 nucleotides. The record is from RefSeq and is a predicted model, not a curated record. NCBI's taxonomy places the organism in Eukaryota, Viridiplantae, Streptophyta, Magnoliopsida, Myrtales, Lythraceae.
AUGGAUGAAUCAGGAGAGUCAAGCAGCAUUCGCGAAAAGUGCGAGACGGAUUUGGAACAGCUUCUUAUUCUCUAUAGAUUAUUGAUGUCCAAUGGAACCGAUUCCGAGCGGGUGAAAGCCACAUUUAAGCUAGCAAAGGUUUACUGCAGGUAUCUCCCAGGGGAUGUGUUGUCCUGCGUCAUCCCAAUUCUCGUCGAAUGUCUCCGCAGCGACCCUUUAACUGACUCACAAAAGGCCCUUCAGAUUGCUGCGGUUUACUGCUUAAAAUGCAUAGUAUCUCACUGUGAUGUGAGAUUGGCCGACGAGAUAGGCCGUUCCGGUGCUAUAGAACAUAUGCUGAGACUGAUUCCAGUGGUAUCGGAUGAUACUUUCCGUUUGAUUUUAGUCAAAUGCUUGUUGGUCUUGGUUAGUCUUGGAGAUGAGUGUCGUGUCAUUUUGGCACGGAUUGGUGGGUUAUCGGAAGUCAUUGGAAUGUUGAUUAGUAUUCGUUCGGACGUUCGCUUGGAGCAGUACUUGUUGGAGAUCUUGAGCGCGUUGGCGAUGCUUAAGGAGGUCAGGAAAGAGCUUGUUAGGGCUGGAGGCCUCAGCCAUCUCAUCCGGGCCACUUCUAGAGGUACUAUGGCCUCUAGGGUGAGGGCUAGUCAGGUGAUUGGUCUGCUCGGGGUUCCAAAAAGCAUGAGGCGGGCCUUUGCCAAGAGAGGGGCAAUACCGGCCCUCAUCAAGCUGUUUCACACCGGGGAUAUGGAGACGAAGCUUGUAGCAGCCAAUUCCCUUGGUUUAAUAUCAGCUCACACAGAAUCGAUUAGACCGGCUGGUCGGGCUGGGGCAGUUGAUGUAUUCGCCGAGCUUCUUGCUGGCACGGAGGCCCAGGGCCGCGAUAUUGCAGAGGAUGCGUUCUGUGUGUUGGCUGUCGCAGAGCAGAAUGCAAUUGAUAUUGCUGAUCAUAUGGUGAAGCUUCUAAGGGAGGGUGAUGACGAGACAAGGGCAGUGGCAGCUGAUGUUCUGUGGGACAUUGUGAUUUACAGGCACCGUGCACCGGUCAUGCUGAACUCUGGCGCCAUCCCGAUCCUGGUCCAGCUUCUAAGGGACCGUGGAGUUCAACCAGAAGCGAGGGAGAGGGUGUGUGCUCUUGUCUCACGUAUGUGUUACGAGAAGCGGGACCGGGACGCAAUCGCUGAUAUUGGGGCAAUCCCAUUACUGGCAGAUAUUGUAGAUCACGAUGAGUCGGAGGAUGUAAAAGAGUGUGCCUUGGAGGGUCUUUUAUGCUUAUACGAAGAUCCUGAUUACCAUGAUAAGGUUUCUGCAGCAAUAGAUGUCACCAAGUUGAGACAUGUAGAGGAUCUACUAGCGGAGAUCCGCAAGUCUGAUGAGCUCAUGCACCGAUCCUCGAGGUGGGUACACAGGUAUAGAUGGGAUCCCGACUUAAUAUAA